Nematostella vectensis (starlet sea anemone) is the source of this 3350-nucleotide messenger RNA. RefSeq names its product EF-hand calcium-binding domain-containing protein 6. NCBI's taxonomy places the organism in Eukaryota, Metazoa, Cnidaria, Anthozoa, Actiniaria, Edwardsiidae. The coding region runs from base 113 to 3046 and encodes 977 amino acids. The transcript has 24 exons. The record is from RefSeq and is a predicted model, not a curated record. Gene Ontology annotation, molecular function: calcium ion binding.
GUUGGCAUGGCGACGCCGAGCCUAGAGUAACUAAAACUACGGCGCGAAGUAAUAUCUCAAAUGCGCGAUAAAAACACCUAAAGUUUAUCCCUUGCAGCUCGGGAAUUUACAAAUGGCUUUGGCUACAGGAAGACUGACUGCUCCCCAAGGUCGCCUGCCGGCUUUGCCGGUUAUUGAGCAUCCAGGGUCGCGAAUGUCGGAUAGAGGAGAUUUGUCUGUCCUUGGAAGCUCUAGAGCGUCGUCAAACGGGUAUAAUGAAGGCCCUUUGCCUCCGCUAAGGACAGAGAGAAAACAGAGAAACCGAGAUAAAGGCAAGAACCAUUCUCGAGGACAGACGUGGCCCGUCGGUCAAGAGAAGAACCUGGGUCGAACAGAUGGUGGGAGCUCUACCCAGUCCCUGACUCGCCGCACGGUUGAAGAGCUGGAAGAAUUAAUCAAGGAUAAGUUAACUACGGGAUUUUUUGGUGUACGUCAAGCUUUCCGAGCGAACGACCCACGUGGCCGCGGAAGUGUCUCACGGGAAGCCUUUACGACGAUUUUGUAUCACCUUUGUGGUUAUGUCAGUCCGUCUUUAGUCAGCAGUCUUCUACAAAGGAUUGGCGUAGAGUCGCCGUCUUCUAUAUCAUUUGACGAUUUCAUCUCCCAUUUCAGAGACAACGAGGUUGUACAAAAAGAAUGGCUAGACCCAGUCCUUCGUCCCGUAAGACAGGGUGCUCACCUUCCGGCUAAUCAACUAAGAGACAACCAACGAGAACGCUCCAAUGUUGAGCAGCACGAGAAAAGAAAACAAGGCCUCAGAAAGACUCCCCCUGUAUUUUACACCGCGCUGCAAGUAUUCCCAUUACUGAAGAGGAAGGCCCAGGGGGGGUUAGGCGCGUUCGCGAGGUUCCUUCCUGACUCGUGUUUUGAUGUUGACGGAAUAGUACUGAAGCCCCAACUUAGACAGGCUCUUUUUCUCAUGGAUAUUCACAUGUAUGACGACGAAUUCGACAAAGUUUGGGACAGGAUUGAUCGGAGUGGACUGGGGACUGUGGACAGCCGGACGUUUUUCCUUACUCUAGGACUAGGAGGAAACGAGGGAAAAGAAAAACAACACCAAAAAUCACCAAUCAAAGAACAAGUCUUAGAGGACAAACCAGAUUCUGUACAACCGGCCCCCUGUGCAAAACAAGAUUCUCCUAAAACAGUCAUGCCGGUAACCGUUGACGAAUGUCAAGAGGAGAAAGAAGAUAUCAUGGCUGUCCUUUCAAACAAGUUCAAAGAAGGUUACAAUGGUAUAGUAGAGAUGUUCUCGAGGUACGACCCGGAGAACACCGGAAAGGUCAGCAAACAUGAGUUUCGUCAAGUGCUCGCGAGCUAUCGCUUGACCUUGGGUCCCAUUGAAGUGGAACACUUUUUGUCGAGGUUUGGCUGCCGCCAUGACGAGAUGGUCCCUUAUCGCAAGAUCCUCGACAUGUGUCAGGAUCGAACUGAUAAAGGCUUACUGCAAAAGAUUAUGGAAGACCCAAAACACAGGUUCAACAAAAGCCGAGACUCUCAGAUCGGUACUACUACAGCCGUGGACGCGGAGGCGAGGCUACUUGACCUACUCCACUCGGACUUUCUCUCCUUGCUCGGAGCAUUCAAAUCUCUUGACCGGGAGAACAUGGGUGUUGUGAAAAAAUACCAGUUUAAGGAGUUGCUCGAAGCGAGGUUCGGCAUACGACUCAACAAAGAGCAGCUUGCCGCGAUACGCCUGCGGAUAGGGGAUGAUCCAGCCAGCGGUUUAGUGCCGUACCCGCGCUUUCUGGAGGAAUUCAAUCAUAUCAGGAGAUUCUCGCCAGACAGAGCCGUGGAGGCGCGGGCAGCAACGGCGAACUCACAGAGACCCUCAACCUGCCCUAGCCACCCUCCCUCAGUGCGAGGUGGUCUCUCCCCUAGGGGGGUGGAGAGGAGUGCAACUCAACUAGACGUCAAGAAAGAACCGGAGUCGCGUGACGCUGAUCAGCUUAUGGCUCAAUUGGGUACUCUACUGACAGAGAAAUUCGACUUUAUUAACAAGACGUUUAUUGGUAUUGACAAGGCCUCAAGGAAUUGUGGGAAUCUGACACGGGAAACGUUUAGGAAACUAUUCGAAAGGCAUGAGUUCAAAUUGAGUGGAAGCGAGGUUGAUUCACUUUGGAAGAAGCUCCCGAUUGAGCGAGACGGCACGCUCAACUUCAUCGAGCUUGUCAAAACGUGUUUUUCGGCAGCGGGCAGAACUCCACCUGCGCAGACCCAAGUUAAAGAUGGUCAGCUGUCGCAUGUACUUCAGAAGUAUGCGCGUGCGCAAGUAAGAAAGACUCUUGAACGAUUUGUAGAAAUUGAUGAAGAUGAGGAAGAAAUGCCUGGUGAAGCCAGUGACGAUGUACAAUCGAUUGCAAACGAUGAUUGUACGAUGCCUUCGGAACAACCGCGAGAGCGAUCCGAGAAACCGAAGUUGGAGUCGACAAUGAAUAUAAUCAAAUUAGAGGUUCGCACUCGUUGGAACCAAAUCCGUGAAGACCUAAGGAAGACUGACCGUGAAGGCAUGGGAAGCGUAGACUCUAACCAGUUCAAGAGCAUCUUAAGAAAGAAUUGCAAGGGUUUAUCAGAUGCAGAGUGCGAAAAUCUUGCCGUGCGAUUUACAAAAUACAAGGACAACAGUGUUAGCUAUUUGGAGUUUAUGAAGUUCUUCCUUCCAACGAUGCCCGAGGGCUCAAACCCGAUAGCGUCACCUCGACGAUCAAACCAGGAGCCAACCGAGAGACUGGUUGAGAGACGAACACCAUCACAAGUAGCCAUAGCCGUUGUCAUGGAUAAGAUCAGAAAUAAGAUGAUUUGCGAUUGGAAAAGCCUCCGUCGCGCUAUGAAGAAGACGGAUAUGACCGGAGAUGGGAUGGUAUCCGCCGCUGAUUUCCGCGCGACCAUGAAGAGCUUCGAGUUCCCACUUGACGAGGAAGACUUCUACCAAAUCUACUCGGCGUUCGACCUCCAUAUGGACGGCAGGAUCUCUUACGUGGAGUUCAUGAAACAGGCCUUGAAAUAACCCCACAGCCGUUCUCGAUUGUCUUAUGGUUUCGGGCUCCCUGUGUACGGCCAUGUGACAUCCAGUUCUUUCACAAUUCCCUUGCGGUCGAACCGAUGAAACCGCAGGAAAUCCAAAUAAGGCAAGCCAGGCCAUCGGUUAUCUGGAGGGAGGGGUAGGGAGUUUCUUUGUCAUAUAAAUAACAUUUUGAACGAUGACAUGCAAGUAAUAUGUAAAUAGUUAGUGUAUCCAAACAGAUUUAGUUUAUAACCGUAUCGUUUGUAAAGUAAUUUAUAAUGGCAUAUUAAACUUGGACUUUAAAUAA